GGACGUCUGAUGAAAAGAAGCUUAUCUCGGCGUCAGGGGAUGGCUUGAUUGGGAUAUUCGACACUGCCACAUGGCAGCAGAUCACUGUUCUGCAGGGUCAUCGUCUUGCUGCUAUUGCCAUCACUUUGUCUCGGAAUGCCUCCUUGCGAGUAUAGGAUGGGAUCAAACAGCACGUCUGUGGAAUUUGGACACGGAACUCCCAGUCGGACCACCCCUCAAGCACAAAGAUUACUUGUCCAGUGCAGCCUUUUCCGCUCAUGGAAAGCUGCUAGCCACAGCUUGCGAUAACAACAACGCAUACGUGUGGUACAUUCACGCCCUCCUCAAAGGGGCUGGUCUCGAAGACCUCCUGCCCACACCUGAUGUGCAUGCACCAAAAGACCAACAGAAUGUAUGCACCUCACCUCAUGGCUCUUCAAGCAUAGACCACAUAUCACAAUUAUCGCAGGAUGUAGCUGACCAGUCAUUUUUGGACGCUGAUGCUACAAGAGAUCUCAACGAGCUCGGGGAUGCCGAUGAACUCCCACCAGGCUUUUUUGACAGCACGCAAGACCACGUUCAUGUGCACCUCUGUGCUCUCAGUACUCUGCCACACAUGGUGCCCGUCCUCAACCGCUCUCUACCCAUCAACAAUGAAGCAACUGAACUUCAGCAACCCCCAGUGCCUUCAGAGACACGUUCACAUACCCUCCUCGGUCGCUUGUCCUCCCUCCUUUGCUCUCGACUCGACACUGACGAAGCAACCUCACCUCAACAAAUCCCAACGCCUUCGGGUUCACGUCGAGAUGCAAUCAUCGGCCGCCGGAGUCAUGUUCCAGACACACUCCUCUUCGGUCACCUGUUUGUACUCCCUCGCUCUCAACCGACCACUGAUGAAACAACCGAAAUUCAGCAACACUCGAGGCCGUCGAGGUCACCAGAUGCAGUUGUCGGUCGCUUGUUCUCACCCUUUCGUUCUCCACCCGACACCAAUGAAGUAGUCGAAUUCCAGCAAUGUUCGAAGCAGACCGCCCGUUGCAGUCGUCAUGUUGUUGAAGUUGCUGCAAUACGAGACAAGCAGGUAUCUAGUGAAAAGGCUAGACGCAUCAAGAACCCUAAACCACGGGUUCGUGUGGUGUUGUUUUUGUGCUGUGCAUCUCCUGGUACAGACGACGCUCGUCCCAGCUCAUAGACUAUUAUUUUCAGCUCGGUAUCUUUAUCACGUUGUAGGUAUCUUUCGCUACCCUAUGAAUAAGAUUAGGAUCUGCCUCC
This is a messenger RNA of Suillus paluster, 1251 nucleotides long. RefSeq lists its product as uncharacterized. Gene Ontology annotation, molecular function: protein binding. The coding region runs from base 71 to 1171 and encodes 366 amino acids. The transcript is spliced from 6 exons. The record is from RefSeq and is a predicted model, not a curated record. Lineage: Eukaryota; Fungi; Basidiomycota; Agaricomycetes; Boletales; Suillaceae.